ACUAUGUGCUGGCUGUGUUGGUGAAGUUAUAUACUCAGUUCGGGACAAAGACUCGCAGUCAGCUGUUAAAUGUAGAAGGGUCACUAGAAUCAAACUUGGUGUAUGGUACGAUUAGCAUUCUGGUAGACUUUCCGUGACAGUAUAAACAUGAAUACAGAACUUUCACCAGCAGUACAAUCUCAAGGGCGAAUGGCAAAUUCAGAAGAAAGGCAGAGUAUUCGUUCACCAUUAAUGGACGGACAUACAGAUUGUGGUGUAAGACAGUCCGUGAAUGGUGAAGCAUCCCCUCUGCUGGGCUCCAAGGAGGACAUCAGGUCCUACAAGAGACGCUGGUAUGUCCUCCUCGUCUUCUCGUAUGCUGCGCUGCUCCAGGCAGCAGUGUGGAACUGUUUCGGACCUGUAGCCCAGUCAGCGGAGGCUGUGUUCGGCUGGACCGAUGCUGAGAUUGGGAUGCUGAACAACUGGGGAACUAUUGUGUAUAUUGUGUUUAUGGUCCCCGUCGCCUGGUUGAUGGAUGUCAAAGGCCUGAGGGCGUCGAUGCUGUUGUGUGCCGUGCUGCUGGUGCUGGCUACGUCACUACGAUGCAUCACGAGUGAGCCUGUCCCUGCAACAUGGUUGAUCAACAUUGCGGCCAUAUUGAAUGGUGUUGCCGGCACCGUAACGUUCGCUGGCCCGACCCUGAUGUCCGCCACGUGGUUCCCACCCCACCAGAGAGCCACUGCCACGGCCGUCUCCACCGUCCUCGGAUACAUGGGAAUCUCUGGAGGAUUUAUAAUAGGUCCCCUGUUGGUGCCUCAGCCAGACCGAGUCACGAAUAUGUCAGAUAUACAGCCACUAAACUACUCCAGCGAUGAGGCGGAUCAACCACCGAACAUCACCAGUGCCAUUGAUGUCAGCGCCGAGAGGGAUGGUUUGAUGCUCCUUAUGUAUGUAGAAUGUGCGGCGUGUGUGCUGCUGCUGCUCCUGGUGGUGGUGUACUUCCCCGCAAAGCCCCCCUCUCCCCCUAGUCUCACAGCGUCCAUGGAGAGAACAAGCUACCUGCAGGGGCUCAAAGGAUUGUUCACACACAAGCGCUUCCCUUUGAUCCUGAUGGCGUAUGGAGUACCUACGGGGGUAUUCGCUGCAUUCGGGGCAGUUUUAGACGUCAAUCUGGAGGAAGUCAACGUGACGCAGGCGAGUCAUGAAUACACCCUCACUCACGGCGUGUGCCGGAAUUCUUCCCAGUGUUCACAAAACCAGGCAGGCUGGAUGGGGUUUUACGCCACGAUGGGGGGCUGUUUGACCGGCCUACUCAUAUCCAGAGUCUCCGAUAUGUUCAUGCGUCACAUGAAGAUGUUGCUGUUGCUGAUGUUCUUCCUGGCUACAUCAGCAACGGUCUGGUUCGUGCUGAUACGUCUUUCAUACGUCCCCUUCAGCAUAACGUCUCUGUACAUAUCCUUCAUCCUGAUUGGAGUGUUCAUUCCGGGAUCUGUGCCGUUGUUCUACGAGCUGGGAUGUGAGGCAUCCUACCCUAUAGCCGAGGGCGUCACUACCGGCAUGCUCACCCUGUUUAACAACCUGACCGGCACCAUCUUCCUCUCUAUUCUACAGAUACCUGCAAUAGGUGUUACUUGGAUGAAUUGGUGUGUGCUCGGAACAGUAGUAUUUUCCAUACCACUACUUGUGCUGUUCAAGGAGGGCUACACCAGGACGAACAUUGACAUGGAGAAGCACAUUAAUGCCUAAUUGUGUUCCGCUGGGGUCGGUGCUAAUGUCAAGGGGGCGGAAGCCAAUGUGGACACGUUUAUUGAAUACAAAUGUCUAUUACUCA
Molecule: messenger RNA, 1810 nt
Organism: Haliotis rubra (blacklip abalone)
Lineage: Eukaryota; Metazoa; Mollusca; Gastropoda; Lepetellida; Haliotidae
Product: solute carrier family 49 member 4 homolog
Exons: 11
Coding region: 148-1725 (525 amino acids)
Biological process (GO): transmembrane transport
Cellular component (GO): membrane; intracellular membrane-bounded organelle
Molecular function (GO): transmembrane transporter activity
Source: RefSeq, a predicted model, not a curated record